GUUGAAAUUUCUGGAUUAAAAAAUAUCAGAGAAAGCAAUUAGUUGCAUCCAUUUGAUAUUAUUAUAGAAAAAGUUGUAAAAGUAUUAGUAAUUUUGUACUAGUAAUACAAAAUUGACAUGUAGUGCUCAAAUUUUUCCUGUUCCCUGUGUUAGAAGCAGCUGGCGCUAAUCUCAAAACAACAGUGUUGUUGAACCGGUCAGCAAGAAGUGGAAUUUUCAACCUUGUAAAGGGAAUGGAUUGACUGGUUUGGGUAACAUUAAGUAAUACUGAGGCGAUUUAUCACUGUGGAUGAGCAUUUGGGAAACAUACUGAACUGUGCCAACAAUUUUACUAAUGAUUAUAUGCUUAUGUGACCGAAAAAUUGUGAGAGGAUUGCUGUCUAUAUGCUGCUCGGACUGCAUGUCCCCCUGCAUUUGAAUUGUAUCCAGAAACAUGAAAAGCAUGAGCAAGCAGCUCUGCCAACCAUCUUGACUGAGAUAGAGACAGGGGAAAAAGAUGAGUGAGAACAAGGCACAGAAAUGGAAUAGGAGUUUUUUCUCUUCACUUACUACAGCACGCGUCAGAAAAUGGAGGUCCAAACCCAGGUCCAAAUCUGACGCCACUACCCUUGAUGGGUUGGAAGAAAAAGGUAGCCGUAAAAUACAGAAAAACAAUACCAAGAAUGGCAAAGUUAUCAGUAACUCUAAUCCAGAGGUGCAAAAAUUCAGCAUCUCGGUUGAAGAGUUUCAAAUAGAAAAUAAUUUGAACACCCGAGCGUUCAGAAGCAACAGCUGCUGCUCCAAGACAAGCCAUGAAGAUGAAUCAAUGCCAAGUGAAAGUGAAAGUGAGAGGCAGGUCUCACCUGUUUUGCCUGUGAAAAAGGAAGAGAAGUGCCAAGCAUUAGCUGCUGAAUUGGAAGCGUGCACAAAACCCAGCUCUGUCUCCUUGCUGAACAUGUUACGAGACUUGUCAUCUGUGAUAAAAUACAACGAGUGCAUAACUGUGCUGGAAGAGAUAUGUGAAAGAUGUUCCUUUGUCGGUGCAAUAGUAGAACAAAUGAAAAGACUGCCCAAACAUGUCGAUGUUCAGAAGUGUGGCUGCAAUCUCCUGUGUGACUUGGCCUUUGCCAGUGGGAAGUUAAAACAGCAGAUCCAGACCACAGAUUGUGCACUACACGUCCUGUAUUUGCUUGAUAUCCAUGCCGAGAAUGGCUCAAUCCAGGCAGCUGCCUUGAAAACCAUUGGUGUUCUGGCACAGUCAGCCCCUGUGAGACAACUGCUGUUGGAAAGAGACAAAGACUUAUUGGGGAAGUUGUUGGUGGCUUUGAGCUCCUUCCAGAACCAGCCAGAUGUUCCUGCCCGGGCCUGUUACGCUCUGAGGAUGAUUCUGGAUACAGACAAAGAGACCUAUGACAGCCUGAUGAAUGGGGAGGAGUAUCGCCUGGUGAUCGAUGCCCUCAAGAAAAACCCUCACUCUGUGCCCGUUGUCCUAGAGGCCUGUAAUAUGAUGAGAGAUCUGAUGAAACUUGGUAGCCCCCUUCUCCUCCACCACCAGGAGCCAGACCUGGCCAGCCUGAUCUGCAAGUGCCUCAAGGAACACGUAGAGAACAAGGAGGUGUUUGUGGCAUGCUUAGGAGUGCUGGAGAAGCUGAGCAUGAAUGCUGAUGUUCAGCAACAGUUGCUGGAGGAAGAAUUGCAUGUUUUUGUCCUGAAUGGGCUGAUGAAAAACCCCGAGGAUGUGAAUCUGCAGGCCUUUGGUCUUGGGGUAUUGGCAAAUAUGGCUGCCUCCGUUCUUAAUUUUGAAUUACCCCAGUCCUUGGACGAGGAGAUGUGGCUGAAGCAGGUGUAUAUUGCCAUGAGGGAGCACUUUGGGGAACCCUCAGUACAGGAAGUAGCAUGCCAGUUACUUUCCCAAUUGUUAGAGCACUGCCCAGAUCUAAUAGACAAAAUUGGCGAGGAUUCUGAGAAAAACCAGGACCCAAUACACGCUCACUGUCUUGGUGUCAUCCUCAUGCAUGGUCGGGAUGCAGAUGUAUUCAUCGCUGCCUGCAACGCCAUCUACUGGCUAGCUGCUGAUAAUACACGUUUGCGCACAUUUCUCACUGAUAGAAAUGCAUAUAUUGCCAUCUUGCACGGCAUGAAGCUCCAUAAAAAGCUGCCCAAGGCGCAAGAAUAUGCAUGUAAGGCUAUACGGGGACUUUGCAUAUUCAGUGAAGACAACAAGAAACUAAUGAUGCAUCAGGGCACCCUCAACUACUUGAUUCGUGCCCUCACCAUAUUUCCAACGGAAGUCGGAGUUCAGAUUGAGGCCACGGCGGCCAUUGCCUGCCUCGCUGAUGUGGAAAUAAUGCGUAAUGAGCAAGUGUUGAAGAAAGUCCACAGGCGUGUGUUGAGUGCCAUGAAGACACAUCGCACAUCAGAUAAUCUGCAGGAAGUCGGCAUGGAGGCUCUGUCAAUCUUCGCUGCUGCAGCUGGUGGAGUGCAACUGCUGAACGACAUCGAAGCUUUGACACAAAUCGUGGAUGCCAUGAGCCGGUUCAAAGACAGCUUUGUUAUCCAGAAGAAGGGCCUGAUGCUGAUACAGCUCCUGGCAGAGGGAGCCACUAUUGCCAAAGAUCAAGAAAAGGUGCUCGCCAAAGUGAUCAUGAAUGCCAUGCGGAAUUUCGAGGAUUCAUUGACUGUGCAGGCAGAGGGCUGUGUGGCUAUACAGGUGCUAGCAGAAAACAAGGAGGAAUUCAGUGACGUCCUCGUUGAAAUUGGUGCUCAUGAAUGUUUGUUUGACAUCCUGGAGGAAUUUGAUGAAAGACCUCAAUACUUGCUUGAUCUUGCCAGCGAGUGUCUAUAUGUGCUGAGCUGUGUUAGAGAUCUCAAGUCCAGAAUGUUACUGACUGCUUGCAUGAAAGGCAUGCUACAGAGUGUGGAGUGUUUGGUGGAACUUGGUGCUGAUGUCAAUAUAGGUUCUGGUCACAGGACUCCUCUGUGUUAUGCUGUGCUGAGAGGACAUGAAAACUUGGUGAAAUUUUUGUUAAAACAGGGUGCCACCGAUCUCCCUCGCGCAUUACGGCUUAGCCUCGAACAAGAAGACAAUGACAGCAUCACGGGAAUACUGCUGAAAUACAUAGGCCACAAUAAGCAAAGUGGCCUCGGCUCUUUUAGUGGUCUUAAUCUAGGUGCUCUUAAACCUAGUUGGCUCUUCCCAACUUUGACUGGAACCACAUUCGUUGCUCCCGUGUCUGAGGAGCUUGACACAAUACAGUUACCUUAA
Molecule: messenger RNA, 3244 nt
Organism: Lingula anatina
Lineage: Eukaryota; Metazoa; Brachiopoda; Lingulata; Lingulida; Lingulidae
Product: leucine-rich repeat serine/threonine-protein kinase 2-like
Biological process (GO): protein phosphorylation
Molecular function (GO): ATP binding; protein kinase activity; protein binding
Source: RefSeq, a predicted model, not a curated record